GGAAAUCCAGAGCAAUCAUCGCCAUUUUGGUAUUAGUACUAGACAAGUGGAGGAGUAAAGUGACGCGGCCAGGGGCGACAGUGAAUUAAGUAGGACAGACCAGCGGUACAAUCCCUGGCCAGUGGUGUGUUUUGGGCAGACACCACUAUCCACUGGAAGAACAUUUUGCUUUUCUCCUACCUCCCACUCUUUCUCUCUUUCCCAAUUGCUAUUCAUUUAUUAACCUCCAUCACUUUUGAAACACUCACCGUCUUGGAAGACAUACCUCUGUAAUUACACACACGUAUAUAUAUAUAUACAUAUAUAUAUAUAUAUGUGUUUGUAUAUCUAUAUGUGUGUUUGUGUAUCUAUCUACCUAUCUGUCUAUUGAAUUUUCAAAGUAUCCAACGGAGAAGAAUUUAAGACGGAUAAUUAUGGAGGAUUAUUCAUCCGUGGAGCAAAACAAACGUAGACCUGAAUACGGUAUAUCAUUAAGAAGCAAUAAGGAAAACAUAGUUUAGCGCUUGUUGGAAGAUAUUUUAACAGAAAAAAAACAAUUAUACCGAGUCAAGCGAUAGUUUGAAAGGGAGAAAGAGCAGAAAAAAGGAACGAGAGAUAGAAACAGACCCCUUUUUUCAAUAGCUAAACUGUCCAGUGGUGACUUGUUUGUUUUUUUUUUGUAUGUGUUCGUUUAUGGAUUUACUUAAGUUGACUUGACUUUUUUUUGAAAUCGUGGUAUUCGUCUAAAUACCGCCUCUGAUAUUAAGAACAACAUCAAAAGCAACAACAGUGCACAACCACUGCCACUACAACACAAGAACAACAUGCUUUCUUGUCCCUUCGUAUUGGGAUUUUCAUGACUCAUGAAACAGGAUUUAAAAGGCAAAAGAAGAAGAAAUCAAAACAAAACAAAGCAGAACCCAACAAAGAUCUGUCAUAAUCUGAAACCAUCUGCUUGUAAAGAGGCAGAUUUAUAUUCACUUGUAAUAUAAACAUCUACACACAUAGAUAUAUAUACAUUCAUAUAUAUAUAUAUGUAUAUGUGAAUAUUUGUAUUUCUGCUGAACACCAUUUGCCACCGUUAUACGAUUCCGCACGUCUCAGUUGUCAGUCGCAUACAUACAUACACACACUCAAACACAUACAUACAUUCACACAUACAUACACAGACACACACACAUAUAUAUAUCUCACAAUCUACACACUCCCACACAGUUGUAUGUACUUAACUGAUACGAACAGCUUCACUUUAACUCUCAUUCCCCACUGGAGGAUGUCUGGUUAUUUUAGUUGAAAGUCUUGUGCAGGCUGCUGUGAUAGAAUUCCAAACACUGCACCUGCUAUAUUUAUCUUGUGUUUUGUAGUGUGUCUGUGAGUGAUUUCUCUCUCCCGACCCUCGAAUUUUGUGAUCAUUUACAAUAAUAAAGGAACCAACCAAACAAUAAACCAACAGACAUGGCUAGUGCCAAAAGGAAGCACCUUAAAAUGAAAACUGUCCAACAAAAAGUGAAGCUGUUCAGAGCUAACGAACCUCUCCUCAGUGUCUUCAUGUGGGGCAUUAACCACACCAUCAAUGAACUGAGCCAUAUACCUGUGCCAGUCAUGUUAAUGCCUGAUGAUUUUAAGGCAUUUACCAAAGUGAGGAAGGAUAACCACCUGUACAAUAAGGAGAAUAUGCCAAGCCAUUUUAAAGUCAAAGAAUACUGCCCUAUGGUAUUUCGGAACCUUCGAGAACGUUUUAGUGUGGAUGACAUUGAUUAUAUGAAUUCCUUGACAAAGCAGCCUGUUGAGAUGGAUUCACCUGGUCGUAGUGGUGCCCGCAUGCUAUUGUCACAAGAUAAGAAAUAUUUUAUCAAGACAUUGGUCAGCGAAGAAGUUGAACAGAUGCAUCAUAUUUUGAAACAGUAUCACUCAUAUAUUGUUGAAAUACAUGCACAGACGUUGUUACCGCAAUAUCUAGGAAUGUAUCGGAUUACUGUCAAUGAUGUGGAGACUUACCUUGUUGUUUUAAGAAAUGUCUUCAGUCCCAGGUUGACCAUCCAUAAAAAGUAUGAUCUCAAGGGAUCUACUGUUGAUCGGCAAGCAAGUGAUAAAGAGAAAGCAAAAGACCUCCCAACUCUGAAAGAUAACGACUUUGUCAAUGAUGGUGUCAUCAUACAUAUUGGAGCUGAUACAGUUUUGAAGAUUAUUACUUCAUUGAAAUCUUGCUCUUUUCUUGCCAGUUUACACUUGAUGGAUUAUAGUUUAAUUGUUGGUAUUCAUGACUGUGAGAAAGCUGAACAGGAAGCAUUUGAAGCUCAACUAGAAGCCGAAGCAGAGGCGGAAAAUGGAGAAAAUGCUGAUGGGGAAGCUGAUGAUGGACUUUUAGAGGAGGAAGAAAUUAAUGAUGUGAUGGGAAGUGUACCUACUCCACCUGAUAGUCCCCAAACAUUUGUUGGACAACCAUUCACCGGAGAAGUUGAUCCCAAAAUCGAGAUUUUUGGUAUAAAAAGUGAGAAAGAAGACAAACAAAUCAUUUAUUUCUUGGCCAUGAUAGAUAUCCUUACGAAGUACGGCAUGAAGAAACGGACUGCUCAGGCUGCAAAGACUGUAAAACACGGUUCUGGUGCCGAGAUCUCAACAGUGCGCCCUGAUCAGUAUGCCAAGAGGUUCUUGGAAUUCAUUGAGCGUUCAAUUGAGUAGUGGUGGAGAAAUACAUAAAAGGAGAGAAAAAAAAAAAGCAAAAAAAAAAGAUGGUGGGUGACUGGAGGGAGAGGGACUUGGACCAU
Molecule: messenger RNA, 2747 nt
Organism: Octopus bimaculoides (California two-spot octopus)
Lineage: Eukaryota; Metazoa; Mollusca; Cephalopoda; Octopoda; Octopodidae
Product: phosphatidylinositol 5-phosphate 4-kinase type-2 alpha
Biological process (GO): phosphatidylinositol phosphate biosynthetic process
Cellular component (GO): plasma membrane
Molecular function (GO): 1-phosphatidylinositol-4-phosphate 5-kinase activity; 1-phosphatidylinositol-5-phosphate 4-kinase activity
Source: RefSeq, a predicted model, not a curated record